Messenger RNA from Neltuma alba, 843 nucleotides. RefSeq lists its product as uncharacterized. Bases 1 to 843 code for a protein of 280 amino acids. The record is from RefSeq and is a predicted model, not a curated record. The transcript is spliced from 3 exons. Gene Ontology annotation, molecular function: nucleic acid binding; RNA-DNA hybrid ribonuclease activity. Lineage: Eukaryota; Viridiplantae; Streptophyta; Magnoliopsida; Fabales; Fabaceae.
AUGAACACACCUCAGCAACAUGCUUCAAAGUUUAGUACCGGACAACUGAACGAUGUGCUUGAGAUUGAGGUGGAUGGAGCUUUCUCUGAACAGAAUGCAUUAUGGGGUUGCUUAAUGGGCUUAAAACGUGCUUGGGAUCUGGGAGAAAAGAAGGUUAUUCUUCGCUGUGAUUCUUCUGACGCUGUUCAACUUAUCCUUGAGGAGGAAAAUAGUCUCCACGAAGACGGAUCAAUUAUCCAUGAAAUCAAAACCAUGCUGAAGCGGAGCUGGCAAAAAGCUAAAUCCUUUCAAACAAUUCCAGCAGAAAUAAGGGGGGAGGAGGUGAGCAGAAGGUGGAUAACCCCUGAAAAGGACUGGGUUAAAGUUAAUUCGGAUGGUUCAAGCAGGGGAAAUCCAGGACGAGCGGGAUGCGGUGGGGUGAUUCGAGACCACCAUGGGGCUUGGAUCGUGGGUUACUGUAGAGAUGUGGGGUGGAGCACAGCCUUUGAAGCAGAAUGUUGGGGGGCGGGUGAAGGAAUAGAGGUGGCGAGGAAACUGGGUUUUCAAAAAAUUCAUCUUGAAAUUGACUCUGAAGAGCUUCUUUAUGCUUUGAAAGGGAAGGAGAUUGAAGGAGGAAAACCGCCUAAUUGUGUGAGGAUGAUGAGAGAGGCUGUUGAACGCUGCAAGCAAUUUAGAUUUUCUCUUACUCGCAGAUCGGGCAACCAGUGUGCUGAUGCUAUGGCAAAGUUGAGUCUUGAGAAAGACCUGGGAAGAGAAUGUCAAUUAUUCUUUGAGAUUCCUCAGGAAGUUGUGCGGGUGGCAAGAGAUGAAGAGGCGCAGAUGAUCUGGAGAGACACGGGUUGA